UAUUUCAUUUGGAUUCCGCGCGACUGCCAGUUGAUCGACAGCGUUGAACGAGUAUGUUGUGUUGAGAGUGAUUUCAUAACAACAAUAAACUAGUACGUAGCUGACCACUGGAAUAAAUAUGGAUGAUAUCGAGAACUAUUUGCCGGAGAAAAAAAUUACAAGUUUAAUAUUUUUUGUAAACGGUAAAAAGGUUGUUGAGCCACAUCCGGAUCCAGAAUGGACCUUGUUAUGGUAUUUACGAAGAAAACUGCAUUUGACUGGAACGAAGUAUGGGUGUGGUGAAGGCGGUUGUGGAGCCUGUACGGUGAUGGUUUCGCAAUAUUUGCAGGACGAAGAUCGAAUCAAACAUUACUCGGUUAACGCAUGUCUAAUGCCCUUGUGUACAAUGCAUGGCAUGGCAAUAACGACCGUGGAAGGUAUAGGCUCGACUCAGGAUAAAUUACACCCAGUACAAGAAAGGAUAGCAAAGGCACAUGGAUCUCAGUGUGGAUUUUGUACACCCGGAAUAGUUAUGUCGAUGUAUACUUUAUUAAGAAACAAAAAUAAAAUUGAUUUCAGUGAUAUUGAUACGGCUUUGCAGGGUAAUCUUUGUAGAUGCACUGGUUAUAGACCUAUUAUAGAAGGCUUUAAAACAUUUUUGGAGGAGUGGGAGUAUUAUUAUAAUGGGAAAGUGGAAACAAAUAGCGACUCUAAAUCGCCGUGUAUGAUGGGUGACGAUUGCUGUCGACUUAUAAAUGCAAAUAGCCAAGAAAAAGAAACGCUGUUUAAUAAAUCAGAAUUUAAACCGUAUAGUCCCACACAAGAGCCGAUUUUUCCACCUGAAUUAAAAAUGAAUAACAAAGAAUAUGUUUCUGGUCUCACAUAUUUUAAAGGACCGAAUAUAGCAUGGAUUCGACCUUUUAAAUUAGAAGAACUUCUUUUACUAAAGAAACAGUAUCCGUUUAGUAAAAUUGUGGCUGGGAAUACUGAAAUUGGCGUUGAAGUUAAAUUUAAAAAGAUGGUAUAUCCCAUUUUAAUAUCACCAAUUAUAAUAAAAGAACUGAAUACAAUUCAAAUUACAAAUUAUGGUAUACGAGUUGGCGCUACUGUGACUCUGAGUGAUUUGGUAAAGUUUUUAGAUAACUUUUUAAAAGAGAAUCAUACCAAAGGGAAAGUUCUCGAAGCAAUAAAAGAUAUGCUUCAUUGGUUUGCUGGCACUCAAAUACGCAAUACAGCAUCAUUAGUCGGAAAUAUUGUCACGGCCAGUCCAAUUUCUGACUUAAAUCCAAUUUUAAUGGCUAGUGCAGCUACACUUACGGUGAAAAGUUUAGAACGUGGAGAGAGAAGACUUACGAUUGAUUCAAAUUUCUUUAAAGGUUACAGAAAAGUUGCAAUAGAAGAAGAUGAGAUUGUAUUAUUCGUAGAAAUACCUUUUACAGGUAACGAUCAAUUUGUUAAAGCAUAUAAACAAGCUAAAAGACGAGAAGACGAUAUUUCAAUUGUUACUGCAGCAUUUAAUGUUGAGUUUGAAAAAAAUAUGAUCAUAUCGGAUGCAAAGUUGUGUUUUGGAGGAAUGGCUCCUACCACUGUAUGCGCUGCAAAAACUUCUUCCUUAAUGAAGGGGAAAAAUUGGGACCAGUUACUAUUAAAAUCAGUGUUUGAUUCUUUAACGGAAGAGUUUAAAUUGGAUAGUUCUGUGCCAGGAGGUAUGCCGGAAUAUAGAAAAUCGUUAUGUCUUAGUCUAUUUUUCCGAUUUUAUUUGCAUGUUUUACAAAUACGAAGCUUGAAUGGUACGCGACCAAGUAAUUAUGAGCUAUCUGGUAGUUAUCAAAUACCUGCAUUGCAGCCGAAGAGCUCUCAAUGUUUUGAAAUUAAAAAUAAUCAAAGGACCACGUCUGAUGCUGUUGGAAAACCAAUUGUUCAUAUGUCAGCUUUUAAACAAGCUACAGGAGAAGCAAUAUAUUGCGAUGAUCUUCCGACUCUGGAAGAGGAGUUAUACUUAACAUUAAUUUACAGCGCGGAAUCUCACGCGAAAAUAAAAUCAAUUGAUGCUAGUAAAGCACUGGACGUACCGGGUGUUAUAGCAUUUUUAUCAGCAGCUGAUAUACCAAAAGAGCAUAAUAAGAUGGGUCCAAUUUUAAAAGAUGAAGAAGUAUUCGUAAGUGAGGUAGUGACAAGUAAAUCUUGUAUCGUAGGAGCUAUAGUGGCUAAGACUGAGCAAACUGCACGAAGAGCGAAAAAUCUUGUGAUGAUUACAUAUGAAAAAUUAGAACCAGUUGUCGUAACAAUUGAAGAUGCGAUUGCUCAUAAUUCAUAUUAUCCUGAUACUUAUCGACAACUUGUGCACGGAGAUGUCACAGAAGCUUUUAAAAAAUCGAAACAUAAGAGAAAUGGCCACAUACGAAUUGGUGCACAAGAACAUUUUUACUUGGAAACGGUGUCGGCAUAUGCUAUAAGGAAAGAAGACGAAUUAGAAAUAAUAUGCAAUUCUCAAAAUCCAGCAGAAGUUGCGCAUACUGUAAGUCAGGUACUCAAUAUUCCGAAUCAUAAGGUUGUCUCUAAAAUAAAAAGAAUUGGUGGAGGUUUUGGUGGAAAAGAGACAAGGUCUCUUAUACUCGCAUUACCAGUUGCUGUGGCUGCUUAUAGAUUGAAAAAGCCUAUUCGGGGAGUACUAGAUAGAGACGAAGAUAUGCAAGCCACAGGAUAUAGACAUCCAUGUUUAAUUAAGUAUCAAGUCGCAUUUGAUGAUAUGGGUAAAAUCAAUGGCGCUAUUUUUGACGUCUAUGCUAAUGGAGGGAACUAUUUGGAUAUAUCGCCCUCGAUGUUAGAAAGAGUCAUGACACACUUAGAUAAUUGCUGCAAAAUACCAAAUAUCAUUGUAAAUUUGAAUCUUUGUAAGACAAACACUCCUUCAAAUACUGCAUUCAGAGGUUUUGGUGGUCCUCAAGCUAUGUUUGCUUGCGAAUCCAUGAUAAGAGAUAUUGCAGCAGCAUUGAAUAAAAGUUAUGAAGAAAUUAUGGCCGUUAAUAUGUAUAACGAAGGAGACUUAACAUUUUACGAUCAAGAGCUAAUACAUUGUACAAUAAAAAGAUGCUGGCAAGAAUGCAUUGAAUCGUCAAAUUAUUGGCAAAGGAAGGGUAAAGUAGAGGAAUUUAAUAGGAUGAAUCGAUGGAAAAAGAAAGGACUAGCAUUAACACCUACAAAGUAUGGUAUAUCAUUUCAAAUUGACAUGUUGAUGCAAGGUGGGGCUCUGGUGUUAAUAUACUGCGAUGGAUCAGUGCUUAUAUCAAUUGGUGGCAUAGAAAUGGGACAAGGGCUCUUCACAAAAAUGAUUCAAGUUGCUUCGAAAGUCUUUGAUAUAGAUGUGGCUAAAAUUCACAUUAGUGAAAUGUCUACAGAUAAAGUACCGAAUUCUUCACCCACAGCAGCAAGCGUCAGUUCUGAUCUAUACGGAAUGGCUGUAUUAAACGCCUGCACGACCCUUAACGAGCGUUUGGAACCGAUUAAGAAGAGUAAUCCAAAUGGUAAAUGGGAAGACUGGAUAUCCGCAGCAUAUUUGGAAAGAAUAAGUCUUUCUGCGACUGGAUUUUAUGCGGCACCAAAAAUUCAAUUUAAUCCUAAAACGAAUUCUGGAACGCUCUUUGAGUAUUACACGUUUGGUGUGGCGUGUUCUGAGGUUGAAAUUGAUUGUUUGACUGGUGAUCACCAAGUGUUGCGAACGGACAUUGUCAUGGACAUCGGCGAGAGCCUUAAUCCAGCAAUUGAUAUUGGUCAGAUCGAAGGUGGUUUUAUGCAGGGCUAUGGGCUAUUCACAAUGGAGGAGAUGUUAUAUUCGCCGACUGGUGAAAUUUUGUCCCGUGGACCAGGAGCUUAUAAGAUUCCUGGGUUCUCUGAUAUACCAAAAGAAUUCAAUGUUUCAUUGCUAAAAGGUGCACCAAAUCCUCGCGCUGUUUACUCGUCCAAGGCUGUCGGUGAACCUCCUUUAUUCUUGGCGGCGUCAGUGUAUUUCGCUAUAAAAGAAGCUAUCAAAUCUGCUCGUAUGGACGCUGGAGUCGAUCCUGAAUUUGCUCUCGAAGCUCCUGCUACAUGCGCCCGUAUAAGGAUGGCGUGUGAAGAUGAUAUUACAAAACAGGUUAAGCCGACUAUCAAAAAUGUUGGAAGGCCAUGGAACGUUAUACCCUAAUGCACCGAAGCAUUACAACGCACAGAAACUAACGUGUUUUUAAACGUUUUUUUAAGUUUUAUGUUUAUGUCUUAGUUUCUAAGAUUGUGUAAGUCCCUUAUUUUUUGUCUAUUUUAAAUUGCGUGAAAGACUUUGUCUUUCUUCUAUUUCGCUAAAUAUACUAAUAUGUAAUUCAGUUUUUUCCCGUCGGAUUCAAAAAAGGAAAUUGUUCUCAAUUCGAUUGCAUUUUUGUGCUUGUUACCUGAGAGUGUUCGGCUGUGUGAACCGAUUUUGAUGAGUCUUUUUGAAAGCUGGGGUCUUCCGUGAAGGCAGUUUAGUUUCAUGUCAAAAUAUUUAUUAAAUAAUAUGAACGUCUGAAUUUUACCGUGUUGUGUGUACAUUUUCUGUAGUUUUUCAUGUAUAAAAAUAUAUACAGUAUUAAAAAUUAUUGGGAUCUAACGCAAUACUGCAACAAAGUAAUGAGCUACCGUAUAAAUUAAGUGUUGAUGAAACCGAUAACUGUAUUUAUUAUCCUAUUCCAAGAAAAUGUGAAAUUAAUUAAGGUAUAUUCCAGUUCAUAGGAAUUUUUAGUUCGCCACAAUUUCGAUUUAUUGUAUAAUACAAGAGUCAAUCCUACUUAUAAUUACAUAUAUACAUUUUACAAUCCUACUUACUAUUACAUAAAUAUUUUUUAUUCAUGAAAGUCAGCAUACACGGUCCAUCUGUUUGGUGUGACAGUAUGGAGUGAGUGGAAAUACAAUUUUUUACGACUGUCAGUCAAUCAAACUGUGGACGUGACCCUCGUCGUUUGAUGUGAAGGAUUGACCGUCAAUGCCCACUUUAAGACUUUCUGAUUUCAAAACUCAUCCUAAAAGUCACAUCAGUUCAGUUAGCACGUUAGGUCGAUAAUAUUAUAAAUGGCUCAAUUAAGAAUUCUUUUUGUUUAUAAUUAUUUUGAGAUUAAUGUUGCAUUAGUUAACAUCUAAUUAACAAUUUAAAAUAUUUGUUAAAUUGCCCCCGGAGAAGAAUUUGUUGGCUUAUGCUGGUUUCAUAUGGUCUAAAACUCCACUGUGUUCCAUCAUUACUUUAGACGAAGCUGUGUGUGUUCAUACUAUGACCAUAAUAGGAACAUGUCAGGAUCGGAAUGCGACACGACAUGCUUUAAUAUGCCCACUGGAGCGUAUCAAUUACAUAUCAAAGCAGUAUGCCUGACACCUUCUUCUUAUGGUCAUAGUAUGAUAUGUUGUAGUGGGUAGUCCUUUAUACGUAAAAAAAUAACA
Messenger RNA from Zerene cesonia (dogface butterfly), 5421 nucleotides. RefSeq names its product xanthine dehydrogenase-like (gene Xdh2). Lineage: Eukaryota; Metazoa; Arthropoda; Insecta; Lepidoptera; Pieridae. The coding region runs from base 119 to 4162 and encodes 1347 amino acids. Gene Ontology annotation, molecular function: xanthine dehydrogenase activity; iron ion binding; FAD binding. The record is from RefSeq and is a predicted model, not a curated record. The transcript has 8 exons.